This is a messenger RNA of Chlamydomonas reinhardtii, 2141 nucleotides long. RefSeq lists its product as uncharacterized. The transcript is spliced from 3 exons. NCBI's taxonomy places the organism in Eukaryota, Viridiplantae, Chlorophyta, Chlorophyceae, Chlamydomonadales, Chlamydomonadaceae. Bases 141 to 1685 code for a protein of 514 amino acids. The record is from RefSeq and is a predicted model, not a curated record.
ACGUCAGAAAUAGUGAACCUUGCUGCGCGACGCCCGACGAUCUGACAAAGACCAUUAAAGCCCAAUUAGCACCUCUGUCGGCAAAUCUCGAACGUUAAUAUGCAGUAAGCAGCUCCUGCCAGCGUGAAGCCCGCGAAGAGAUGCUGACAUCAACGCAAGCGUUAUGCGCCGCACCGUCGGUCCGGCGCAAACGGGACGUGCUGUGCCCUAAGGCCCCAAAUUCCACCAGCGCUCAACGAGCGCCCGGGGCACUCGCUCGCGGGCGGCUGGCCAGAGCCUCCGCCACCCGCCGGACCCCACCGCCCCCGCCCCCCCUGCCCGGGCCCCCGCUCCCCCUGCCCGAGGGGCUCCACCCAAGCGCCCUGGUUGACGCGCUGUGUGCGGCCUGCUGCGUCGCGCUACUCGCCACCUCGGCAGCGCGGCGACGCGCAGCCAACCAGCACGAACAGCAGCAGCAGCAGCAGCAGGUGCAGCAAGGGCAGCAGCGGCGCGACAGCGGCAGGGCCGCAGUGGUGGCGGCGCCGGCUCCGCCGCCGCUGCCAGCGACGUCGCUGUUUGACACGCCCGGUCUGGCUGGGGAGGCGGUGGUGGCGUGUGUGCUGAUGUCGGCUGUCAGCAACUUGUUGUUCAAGACGUCACGCCCGGCUGGCGGCGCCUCACUCGGCAGCGCGCGCAGCGCCGGCAGUGCCAGUGGCGGCGGCGGCGGUGGCGGUGCGGCGGUGGCGGCGGAGGCGGCGGCGCGUCUGGCCCGACUGGAGGCUGUGACCGACAAGCAAAUGGCGGAGUUCAGCGCGGCGCUGCGGCAGAUCGACAAGCUGCAGGUCCGCACCCGGCUGGUGGGGGGCGACCUGCGGCGGCCCAUUGGCUCGCUGCAGGCUGCCAGUGCGGAGCAGGCGGCGGUGCUGACGCGGCUGGCGGCUGAGCAGGAGGCGCUGAGGGGGCAGCUGCGGGACACACAGGCUCUGCUGGCGGCGCUGCAGGGUCUGGCAGCCAAGCAGUUCGCGGUCACGGUGGACGCCAUCAAGCAGCUGCGGACCCAACUGGCCGCCACCAACCCCACCACCGCCACCAGCCCCACCACCGCCACCACCGCCGCCACAGCCACAGCCAGCAGGGCGGCAGCACAGGCGGGCAAGCCCGCCGCGCCCAAGCCCGCCCGGAGCCAUGCCGCCGCCACCCCUGCCGCGGCUGCCGGGUCGGGCCCGGCACCCCACCACCCCGCAGACCCGUGGGCCCGGGCACCGCCGGGUGCGACCACAGCCGCGGCUACGGCGGCGGCUGCGGGUGCGGCUGGGGGGUUUGCUGCCACUGGCGCGGGUGCGGGUGCGGCUACGGGUGCGGGUGCUGCAGGCGCAGGCGCAGGCGCAGGCGCCCCGAGUCUUGCUACCGUGGGUUCGGCCGCACGUGUGGCUCCGCACGUGGCGCCAUCCCGCCUGUCGGUCUCCGUCGCGCCCACGCCCACGCCCAGCCCUACGGGACACAGCGCCGGCCACAGCUCCAGCUCCAGCCGCCGUAGGGAUGGCUCCGGCGUCGGCACCGGCAGCGCCGGCGUCAGGCCUGGCAGCUCUGGUGUUAGCACUGGAGGCACCGUCAGCUUCCGUGCAGCUCCGCCAGGGACUGAUGCCGCUGCUGCAGAGGCCGCGGCCCGCGGCGGCGGCGCCACGGCUAGUGGAGGCGGCGGCUGAGGUGGCGGCGGCGGCGCCAGGCCGGGGGACGCCGGCGGCAGAGGGUGGCGCCGCUGGGGGUGUAGCGCGUGCAUUAGCGGCGCGGUGGCAGUUCGCCGUGGUCGAUGAGGGGCUUGAAGACAUGAUCUGGGCUGAGCAACUCCCGGGAUCUUGCAGUACCUGGGAGUUAGUUCCAGACACGCUCGGCGUGCGUCCUACGCCCCAUGCAUCUUUCCAAUUCGCCUGUGCUUGUGUUUUCUGAUCGUGGGCCUGUUUGUUACAUGCGAGAAUGCGAUGGCGAUCGGGCAUAGGCGUCGGGGAUGGGCAUGGUUGGUGGUACGGUGUUGCGGUAGCUGGCAAGUCGGUUGGCUAGCCGCGAUUUCGGAGGUGAUGCGUGUCGCAGCCAGCCGAGACCACAUAAUGCCAUCAUGCGGGAGAUAAUGCAUAUGCGCAUCCCAUAUGGGGGCAGUCUCGCGC